AUAAAAAUAAAAAAUAAAAAUAAAAACAAUCAUUGUAAAGAUUUCUAUUCUUUUGAGCUUUGUUUUAGAAUAUGGUAAAAGCCCGUUCUAUAAACCUACUCGCAUACCAAACAAAUCCCGAAAUAGAACAAGCCUUCGAGAGGUUGAGAAAUUUAUUUUCGCACACACCCUCGGAGGAAUCUUCAAAAGCUAGCUUAAGCUCUAGCGAAUCCGAAGAGUCAGUCCACAUGACUCUCGAGACAAGAACAUUGAGGGAGCUCGCAGCUCCAAACUUCAACCAACAACCGCUAUGUAUCACCUUCCCUACUCUUGAUGAAGGUGCUACAUUUGAGCUCAAAUCGGGGCUCAUCCAUCUACUUCCUUCAUUCCAUGAUCUACGAGGUGAGGACCCAAACAAACAUCUUUCGGAGUUUCAUAUAGUUUGCACUAGUAUGAAACCGAACAAUGUUACAGAAGAACAAAUCAAGCUACGAGCCUUUACAUUCUCACUUAAGGACACGACUAAGGAUUGGCUAUUCUAUCUCCCUUCAGGGUGUAUAGAUACAUGGGCGGCAAUGAAGAAGUGCUUCCUAGAAAGGUACUACCCCGCUUCCGUCUAUCUUCCAGCUUGAUUUCUUUGGUAAAAGUUUUUCUUUUAAAUCCCAAAAACCAAGAAGUCAAGGUCUGUGACAUUUGUGCAACACAAGGGCAUCCUACCGAUUCAUGCCCUUCAUUUCACGAAGAACAUGUCAACGCCUUGAAUUUCCAAGGCCAUCAACAAAAGAGGUACGGUCCACACUCUAACACUUACAACCCCGGAUGGAGAGAUCAUCCCAAUUUGAGAUAUGGAAAUCCUCAACAACAAUCAUUCCCAAAUCAACAAAGCCAAAGCUCCAACUCUAACAUGUCCACGGAGGACAUGUUUCGAACUCUUGCUACCAGCAACCACCAUGCAACAAAGCGUGGUUCAAUUUCAAGAGACGACAACAAAAUCUAGCAUCCAAAAUUUGGAGAACCAAAUGAGCCAAAUUUCGAGUGUUGUGAGCCGGCUUGAGGCAAAAGAUUCGAGUAGACUCCCAUCUCAUACAGAGCAAAACCCGAGACAACAUGUUAAUGCAAUCAUGUUGAUGAAUGAGGCAACAUUGAAAGAAGUGCAUCGUGACACCCUAAAAAAAUUAAAAAAGUACCAUAAAAAAAUAAAAAAUAAUAAUAAUAAUAAACAAAAUACAGUUAAUCUGAUAAAAAUAUAAAAUAGAUAAUUCGUUGAUCAAAUAAAAUUUUAGAAUCUCACAAAAGUAACAUUUCUCGUGAGCUAAAAUUUUAACGUAAAUAAUCAAAAUAUCAUUUUAACAAAUUCUAAUCUUGCUUAUUAAUGUAUUAUGAUGAUAUACGGAUAUAUAAAUAUGUACUUUAUGAACGUGUAGUAAAAAUGCGAACACAAACUGAAAAUAAAUACGGAAGAACGUUUCCACUAAUUAAUACGGAGUAAUAUUAUUAAUAAUAAUAAAUGUAAAAGAUUUCAACGCAUGGAAACCCUAAAACUUAUCAUUUUCCUUACCAUGUAUAGAUCCGGCCUAGAAUAUUCUUCAACAUGAGUAUAUAUAGGGGGAAGAUCCCAUUCAAACUAGGCUUCCACUGCAAACUACAAACCAACAACAUCCGUUAGAUUAGAGAAAACAGACAGCUAUCCGUGUGGGAUGCAUAUUAAACUACUGCACUCACACGCAGGGAAUAAAAACGGAAUAAAAACUUUUAAGCGUGCAAUCAAUUUAAAAGGUUAAGGAAGUAAUUUAACAAACCAAAAAGAAAGCCGCAAAAACCAAAUUGUGAUUAACUUUGGGAAACCCUGAUUUUACGCAAAGUGGCCACUAACAAGGGUAACCGGCCAUGAAUAGCAACGACGAGAAGGGUAAGGUGCAACACUUUGGCAAUUGAAAACAGAGUGAUCAUCGAUUUCAAAUCCUGGAGCAAGGUUUUUGGUGGAUGUUUCUAGCUAAGCCAAGUGCAGGGAAGGCAAAGUGAUUCACGAUAACAGGCGAUGGCUUCGCUACAAAUGGAACACCUAUUGAGAGAAAUACAAAAUGAGUUUGAUAAAGGUGUUGAGAUAAGUAGAAAAGAUAGUGGAAGACUGGCACUGAGCAUAAAGAGAAGGAGAGGUGGAAGAUUUUGUAGAUACAAAUAAACCAUAGAGGAUGAAUGCACCAUGGUGGGAGUUGAUUCAGACAACAUGUGUUUUUGUUUUCAUUUUACUUGAAAAACUAUUAUGACAUAUCUUCUUGUGUGAGUGGACAUCUAUGGAAGUUUUUACAUGCCAUUAGUAAUGAGACAUCAUUCAUGACAGAUCCUACUAUGUUGACUCUUUGUUUUGUGAAUGUGUAAUACAAACACUUAUUUUUGUUGAAUGAAGUUUUCGUAUGAG
Molecule: messenger RNA, 2398 nt
Organism: Cuscuta europaea
Lineage: Eukaryota; Viridiplantae; Streptophyta; Magnoliopsida; Solanales; Convolvulaceae
Source: the annotation of a GenBank genome assembly